GAAGUAUUUUAUGUAUUUGUUUUCCUUGCGUGGCUAGGCGACUGUUUUUGGAGGAUCUGGACGUAACAGAGCGACCAACAGGAGCUGUCCCAAUGCAGCUGCAUCCCAGAUUUCUCUCUCGAACGUUCCUCGUGGAACAAACUUGAGUUUGGAAUUUCCCAGUGGAACCAUUAUAUCCCAGAUUUCUCUCUCGAACCUUCCUCAUGGAACCAACUUGACCUUGGAAUUUCCCAGUGGAACCUCUGCAUCCCAGGUGGCCCCUGAUGGGACGGAAUCUGGAGGAGGCCUCUCAGGCUGCGGGUUCCGGCAGUGAGCAGCAGGGGGCGGCAGCGCACCGCAUCGCGCCGCUCCGGUCUCUGCAGCGGCUGAGACACAAACCCCGCCCGUCUAUCAGCCUCCCGCUCCUCCGGAUCAAACACACCUACAGCUCAGAGACCGGCAGAGGACAGUCCAGUUUGAUCUUCAGGAUGAAGUCUCUGCAGAUUUUUCUCCUGCUGAGUCUCUUCAUGCUUUCAGCUCAGCAGCUGGACGAACCCGUCACCUACGCAUGUACGGAGGGCUACGAGUUCAACCUGGAGGAGCAGGAAUGUAAAGACAUCAACGAGUGCGAGACGCUGCCAGACGCCUGUAAAGGAGGGAUGGGUUGCAUCAACCACUACGGUGGAUACUUCUGUCUGCCGCUGAACGCCCAGAUCAUCAUCAGCAACAGCGAGGAGGCCCCCCCCACCGUGACCCGCCCCCCCCCUCCUCCACACUUCAUCCCCAUCCCUGCAGUGCCCAGCCACCGUGGCAACUACCAGAUCACCAGACUCCAGGCCGGGCAGACCUUCUACACGUGUCCAAUCGGAUUCACCGCAGACGAGUUCAACUUCUGCAGAGACCUGGACGAAUGCCUGCAGUCGUCCUAUAUCUGUCAGUGGAGGUGUGUGAACCAGCCCGGCUCCUACAGUUGUGUCUGUCCUGAAGGAUACCAGGUGCAGGGAACACGCAUGUGUCAAGACAUUAACGAGUGUGAAACAGGACCAAACUGCCACGAGGACCAGGUGUGCUGGAACUAUUUCGGAGGUUACCGCUGCUAUCCCAGAAACCCCUGCCAGGAGCCCUACGUCCAGAACGGGGAGGGUCGCUGCAGCUGUCAGUCUCUGAGCGCGUGCAGAGGACUUCCUCCCACCAUCGUCUACAAGUACAUGAGCAUCACGUCGGAGCGUUCGGUGCCGGCGGACAUCUUCCAGAUCCAGGCCACCAGCGUCUUCCCCAACAUGCACAACACCUUCCGGAUCAAAGCCGGCAAUGAGGAGGGACAGUUCUUCCUCAGGCGAUCCAGUAACGUGAGCGCCAUGCUGGUGAUGACGCGCCCUCUGAUUGGUCCCAGAGAGCACGUCCUGGACCUGGAGAUGGUGACGCAGAACUCCGGCCUCAGCUAUCGAUCCAGCUCUCUGCUCCGCCUCACUAUCAUCGUUGGCCCGUACGCCUUCUAGAAACUUCCACAGUUUCACAGGAAUCUGUUUCCAGGACACUUUCCAGGCCUUGAACAUGUUUCUUCCAGUGGCUCCGUUAGUUUGAGUUCGUCUUUGCUGUGAAACCUGGACUCUUCCAGGAAAGUGCUUCAAGAUUUAAACAUCUGCAGUGAACCAUUUUAACAUUUAGUCCUUCAACCCUUCUACUCACUAAUUAGAAGCUACUAUUGUUUAUGUUUAUUGUGGCAGCGCCCUCUAGUGUCCAUACAGCACAAAACAUGACUAAGACGUCACGUAUUAUAAGUAACCAGAAGGUUGUACUCCGGUGGCGGUGGGAUAGCAAGUCAGCCGUGUUUCUCCUGAGACCGGCGUUCAGUUCCCGUCUUCAACAGGUUAAGUAGCAUUAGGUACGUUAGCUAGCUAGCUAUAUUAGCGUAAAGGCGUUGACCUUCACAGGUAGGGGUGUUAUUUCAGGAAACGCUAAUAUGAGUCGUAUUUGGAGGUUCGUUAAAACGACUUAAGUUGUCAUUUAGGUUGGAGGACUUCGUCCAUUAGUUACUAGUAGCUAUUCCUGUUUUACUAGAAACAACUGAUUAGAUACUAGUACUCAAUUUUCCCGUUCCAAAAGACAGUAGUAACAUUUUCAUUGUUUUGGGUUACUAAUCAUUCAUUAAUGACAGCCUGUUGAUGAACAUUUUAACUCUUACUAGUAACUAAUGGAAUCGUUACCAGUAAGAGUUAAAUAGGUAACAUCUAAACUGCAGAGCCUGAAAGAUUUCAAUAGGAAACAUGUGCACUUAGUUACUAAUAAAAUGGGAAUAGAAAUAAGUUCUAGUAGCUUUUAAAUAGCGAGAUUUAAAGAAUAAAUGUUAAACAGUUUGCCGUAAACAUCUGACUUCAAACAUUUAGACCACGUUUCCACGUCCUCAUCACAGGGCGUCCAAUACCAGCGUUUUCAAAAAAAGUGACAAAACGUAGUUAUUUGACGCUCAUAGAGACGCUCUGGGACGGACCGGAAGUGCUAGUUAGCUAGCACUAGUUUAGUUAGUAUCUAAACCUAUGUCACUGACUUUAUGCGUGUCGACCGGCUAAUCUGCGCUCACGGCCGAUGUGCUAACGUAGCGUAAAAUCCUCACGCUUUGUCACGCUGUCUGAAAGCUUCAGUUAUGACGCAUUGAGAUGAGAAUGUGAUGGUCAUCUACAGGGUCUGGGAUCAGAUACAGUCCAGAUGAGGUUCAGGACUACGUCUAUGCUGGUCUUUGGUUUCUGGGCUCACUGUAACUCCGGGCCGGUCCUCCUGCAGACCUGCUGAAGCUGUUUAAGAAAUGAUUUAAUUAAGAAAUCUGAAAUGAUGACGAGUCAGAAAAGCAUUGCAGAUAUCGUUCACGUAAAUCAAGUCAGAGAGCUGCUCUGUUAUAUAACCGGAGCAUCAGGACGGCGUCCAGCCAGGUGUCUGCAGGGACGUUACAUCACUUCCUGUCUUCUUCUUCUUGUCUGCUGGAGGCUUCAGUCAGGAAACAUCAGCAUGUUGGACUGGAUGUUCUUCGUCAUGUCAUUAAAGAGAAACAGCAUGAAAGAAGCAGCUGCGUGACCUCUGAACCUGUUUCACUUUGGUCUCUGCGCUGAAUGUGUUUUUAUUAAAUAAACCAGAAUCUCACGUCCGAUUCCUGA
Molecule: messenger RNA, 3128 nt
Organism: Micropterus dolomieu (smallmouth bass)
Lineage: Eukaryota; Metazoa; Chordata; Actinopteri; Centrarchiformes; Centrarchidae
Product: EGF-containing fibulin-like extracellular matrix protein 1
Exons: 13
Coding region: 264-1478 (404 amino acids)
Molecular function (GO): calcium ion binding
Source: RefSeq, a predicted model, not a curated record